GAGCGGCGGGGGCAGCGGGCGGGCGCGGCGACCCGGGCCUGGGCGGGGAUCGGGGCAGCGACCGAAGCAGCGGCAGCGCCCCGGGCCCGCCGCCCCCUCCCCUCGGGCGGGGGGAACCGCUGCAUGGGGCCGGGGGGGCGGCCCUGCUGCGCGGAGCGGCGGCGGCGGCGGACCCCCCAGGCGGGCUGGGGCUGAGCCCGGGGCCGGGGCGGGGGCUCCGGGGGGACCAUGCCCGGAGGCCGGCCGGCCGCAGCAUGGCUCACGGGCCCGGCGCGCUGAUGCUCAAGUGCGUGGUGGUCGGCGACGGGGCGGUGGGCAAGACGUGCCUACUCAUGAGCUAUGCCAACGACGCCUUCCCGGAGGAGUACGUGCCCACCGUCUUCGACCACUACGCAGUCAGCGUCACCGUAGGGGGCAAGCAGUACCUCCUGGGACUCUAUGACACGGCCGGACAGGAAGACUAUGAUCGUCUGAGGCCUUUAUCUUAUCCAAUGACUGACGUCUUCCUUAUAUGCUUCUCUGUGGUAAAUCCAGCCUCAUUUCAAAAUGUGAAAGAGGAGUGGGUACCAGAACUUAAGGAAUAUGCACCAAAUGUACCCUUUUUAUUGAUAGGAACUCAGAUUGAUCUCCGAGAUGACCCCAAAACUUUAGCAAGACUGAAUGAUAUGAAAGAAAAACCUAUAUGUAUGGAACAAGGACAGAAACUAGCAAAAGAGAUAGGAGCGUGCUGCUAUGUGGAAUGUUCAGCUUUAACGCAGAAGGGAUUGAAGACUGUUUUUGAUGAGGCUAUCAUAGCCAUUUUAACUCCAAAGAAACACACAGUAAAAAAAAGAAUAGGAUCAAGAUGUAUAAACUGUUGUUUGAUUACGUGAGAAACAUCUUCAGUGGCCAAGGAAACUGUCCAUUUCUCUCAGAAAGCAUAUGAAAUGCUACAGCUAUACCCAGACCUCUUAGAAAUAAUGAAGCAGUUUAAAACUUGAAAGGAAAAACAAAACCAACCAUGUCCUCAGAAUUGUAUAAAGUUCAUUAAGAAUGUUUCUUAAAGGUCCAAGAAGCAGCAAAACGCAUCUGAAGCCACAGUCUAAUAUAAAUACUUUAUUUCCACUAGAAGGUACAAUCUCUCAGGGGUUUCAUAGUUUAAAAAGCUACAAUCACAUCAUGUUGUAACUAUAUAAAAAACAGUGCUGUAAAUGGAACUGCC
Molecule: messenger RNA, 1201 nt
Organism: Diceros bicornis minor
Lineage: Eukaryota; Metazoa; Chordata; Mammalia; Perissodactyla; Rhinocerotidae
Gene: RHOQ
Product: ras homolog family member Q
Exons: 5
Coding region: 255-872 (205 amino acids)
Biological process (GO): small GTPase-mediated signal transduction; cortical actin cytoskeleton organization
Molecular function (GO): GTP binding; GTPase activity
Source: RefSeq, a predicted model, not a curated record